Myzus persicae (green peach aphid) is the source of this 612-nucleotide messenger RNA. RefSeq lists its product as uncharacterized. The transcript is spliced from 2 exons. Bases 1 to 612 code for a protein of 203 amino acids. NCBI's taxonomy places the organism in Eukaryota, Metazoa, Arthropoda, Insecta, Hemiptera, Aphididae. The record is from RefSeq and is a predicted model, not a curated record.
AUGGAUUUAAAAUUCGUUGGCAAGUGUUCUGAUGGGGGAGUCAUAGAGCACACCAAAUUCUACCAAAAAUUACAGAAUGAGACACUAAAUUUGCCUGAAAACGAUGACACCGAUGAAAAUUUAAAUUUUACGUUUUUGGCUGAUGAUGCAUUUGCUUUACACAACCAUGUAAUGAAACCAUAUCCGGGUAGCAAUAUUUCACACGAAGAAAGAAUUUUCAACUACAGACUAUCAAGAGGCAGAAAUGUAGUUGAAAACACAUUUGGACUUUUGGCAAGUAGGUUCAGAGUUUUGCACACAGCCAUACACAUGUCACCAGAUAAAAUAAAGUUAGUCGUCUUAGCAAUUUGUACAUUGCAUAAUUUUUUAAGAAGAACUAGUACCUCUUAUGCAUCAAACAUAACAUUUGAUAAAGAAGACACAAACACUCAUGAAAUAAUUACAAAUGGAGACUGGAGAAAUGAAGCUGUUAAUAUCCUAGAAAUCCAACCAAUAACACAACGAAAUUCCCCUGCUAACGCAAAAUACAACAGAAAUAAUUAUAAACAGUUUUAUAAUGGAAGAGGAAAAGUUGAUUGGCAAGAAGAAAUGCUCCAAAAAGGAAAAGCAUAA